AUGGGGAACUCGUACGCAGGGCAGCUGAAGACCACCCGCUUUGAGGAAGUGCUGCACAGCUCCAUCGAGGCGUCCCUGCGCUCCAACAACGUGGUCCCGAGACCUGUGUUCACUCAGCUAUACCUGGAGGCUGAGCAUCUACCCCCCUCUCAGGAAGGUAGGAAUGCUGCUGGGGAGGAGGAAGAGGAUGAGGGCGGGGAAUCCAAUAGCCCACCUCUGCCAUAUCACAUGAAGCCAGCCCCAGAAGGCCGCUGCACUGCGGAUGGGUUCUGCCAGGCAGGGAAGGACCUGCGUCUGGCCUCCAUCGGCAGUGGCACGGUGGAGGUCCCACCCGGGUUCCUGCUGGUGGGUGCCAGGUCCCCCGCCCUACCUGACCACAUCCUGGUGUGCGCCGUGGACCGCACCUUCCUCCCGGACGAGAGAGGACGGAACGCACUUUUAGGGUUCUCAGGGAACUGCGUGGGCUGUGGAGAGAAGGGCUUCCGCUACUUCACCGAGUUCUGCAACCACAUCAACCUGAAGCUCACCACCCAGCCAAAGAAGCAGAAGCACUUGCAGUACUACCUCUACAGGAACGCGCAGGGGGUGCUGGUCAAGGGACCGCCCAUCUGCUGGAAGGGAGGAGAGACCACGUCAGCCACAGGUCACCACACAGGUCACCACACAGCAGCUGGUGUCUCCCCAGAACCAUUGGCUCCGUCUUAUACACCAGGAGCCUCCCUGGCCAAUGGCAAAGACUACUCUGUGACCCAUCCUCCCUCGCACCAAUCCAGUCAGACAGCCCAUGUCCCAGGAAGAACGUCUGUCAUAGGCACCAUAGUAAACUCAGGACCCCCCAAGAAGAGACACAAGAGCUGGUCGUCGGACUCUGCAGCGGCCACAGAGUCCUCUAAUAAGACCACCUCCUCCGCCACAGUCAAUGACACAAAAGCAGCAGAUUAUGGGCCCCCAACAUUUAUCUCGCAGGGGUCCUCCGUGCUGCCCCAGGGGGCGUCUGUCACAGUGCCGGAUCACCUGUUGCACACCUGUAAACUACAGCCUGUCAUUUUCAAAGGCCAUGGGGACCUGCCGCCCCUGUGUGGGAAUGUGAGUGAGGUGAUGGUGAGCUCCCUGCUGCAGUCCUGCUACAGAAGCUGCCAGUCCCUGCCCCGCGUGUACGAGCAGCAUGGAGCCACACCCAUCCAGCCCCUCUCCACCGAGAUGCAGAUCCUGCUGACCGUCUACUACCUGGUGCAGCUGGCCCCUGACCAGGUCCCGCUGAUUCAAGACCUGGAGCAGAUCUUCAUGCGCUCCUGGCGCGAGUCGCACCUGAUGGAGAUCAGGCAGUACCAGCAGACCCCGGCCCACCCGCUGCCCACCCAGCCUCCCGGACCCGCCCAGCCCGUCAGCGCCACCCAGCUGCCCUGGCUGGCGAAGCUGGCCACCAGCUCCUGCGGGGACAGCGUGCUGGUGCUGGACACGCCCGGCUCGCUGGCCGAGGGGCUGACUGAGGCGUUCCGCCGGAUGAUGGACAGAGAGCUGGCCCACACCAACUACGUGGUCAUCAUCUGCACGUCCAAGGGGCGGGCCACAGAGUCCUGCGUGGUGGUGACAGGGUGGCGCCAGGCACGGGCUUUGGCUGAGAGCAUGCUCACCCCCAGUGACAGCAUGAAGGAGAUCAUUAAUGAGCUGGCCGCAGGAAAGGAAGGAGAGCUGAAGGCUGUCCUUCGCACUCUGGGCCCAGAUGGUGAUGUGGACACUUUGCUGGAGAAAUCUGAUCCGGAAAAGAACGCUCAUUUGUCGCUGUCCAGCAGUCCAGAGUCCACAGAGGACACCUCCAAAGCCACAUGCACAGAGUUUCAGGUGGCGUGGCACGAGGUGCGGCCCGUCCAGCUGGCAGUGGCCCGGAAGCUGCUGUCCCACGUGUGCGCCAUCGCCGAUUCCAGCACCCACAACCUGGACCUGGGCUCCUUCGACAAGGUGGAGUUCCUCAUCUUCGUCCCGCCCUCCGAGGUCACCUUCCAGCAGAUCGUCACGCACCUGUGGAACUCAGGUAUCUUGCGGGAGCUCUGCCUGGAUGAGGAAUGCCUGUCUCAGAAGGAAGCAGAGCAGUAUGUGGUGAAGCUGGACCCAGAAGCCCCAGCCAAAAUCAACAGCUUCAUCCAGAACGCAAAGAGGAACCCCUACACUCUCUUCAUCCUGGUCCAUGACCACGCCCACUGGGACAUUAACAACGGAACGUUCUGUGGGGACGACUCCUGCUCGGGGCUGGUGGACUCCCUGCUGAACUGCCCUGAAGUUUGGGAUGCCCCCAACAUCCUGACCCUCCACGUCACCUCGUUCCCCUUCACCCUGCAGACGCAGUACACCCGAAUCAGCCCCUACAACGAGGUCCACUGGCCCUCCGCCUUCAACAACGACUUGGAUCUGUACCAUGAGAAGACCAAGUACUUUGGGGUGUCCGAGUUUUUGGAUUCGACGCGCUCGGGUGGACAGGCCCUCCUCCGAUACGACAGCUCCUUCGAGAACAUGGCCUCCGCUCUGGGGGAAAGGUUUCCCAAGCUGCACAGCGCCGUGAUCCGGACGCACGUCCUGAUCCGGCACUACACGCUGGCGCUGAUGGUGGUGUCGGGCCGCGCCCAGCUGCAGAAGCACACGUCGGCCGAGACGCUGGAGAUCGUGCGGGGCCUGGUGCGCUCGGCCCGCCGCUGCCCCGGCCGGCACGGCCACAUGGUGCUGCUGCGGGUGCCCUCCCUCCCCCUGGCCUCGGUGGCCUACCAGCGGCUGCGGCAGGCGCGCGAGAGCGUGGGCCUGCAGGACCUGUUCGAGAUCGUCCUGGGCGACCCCAGCUCCGCCCUGUCCGUCAGCGAGCCCUUCCUCCGCCAGCUCAAGAUGUGGCUAAAGAUCCAGGACUCAGACUGGACUCCUCGAACCUACCUGGAACUGGAGGCUCUGCCCUGUAUCCUGAUAUUCACUGGCAUGGACCCGCGAGGGGAGUCGCUGCCCAGGUCUCUGAAGUACUGUGACCUGCGCCUGAUUGGCUCCUCCCACUACCUGCGGACCGCCCUGGAGCAAGAGCUGGGGCUGGCAGCGUACCUGGUGAGGGUGGAGCCAGGGGGGAACCGGGCGGCGGUCAGCGACCUGUCUGAGAGCGACCCUGAGAAGCUCAGCGGAACUGACAACGAGGAGGAGGAGGUGGUGGUGGACAUGAGCUGUGACCAGACUAGUCCCCCUGCACCCCCUGCCCACGCCCCCCAACCGGACACUAGCGUCCCAGACCCGGACAGGUGCUGCCCGCCCCAGGACCGUAGAGCAUCCGGCAGGGACGGAGAGGACCCCUCUGACCCCCCCCAGAGCCACCGCCGGCUGUCCAAGUCCACCUCACCCGGCUCCUCCUCCACCCGGACGUCGGCGGCGUCCCACGCAGGCCAGCAGCCCUGCCCCUGGGCCCGCGGUGUUAACCGGCCGCCCGUGGUCUUCCUGCCCAAGGCGGUGUACGACGUCCUGGCCUCAGAUGACGGCGGCGGGCUGCCCAAGUCGGCCUCCUUCCUGCCGCACGCCGACGUGGAGUGGGCCAGCUCCUUCCGCCCGCUGCUCAGCAAGAUCAUGACCUGCACCGAGCAGUCGCUCUACUACCGCCAGUGGACUGUGCCCGGGCCACGCCACAUGGACAGCGCCAACCGCGCGGCGGGCCGCGCCAACAACUUCCACCCCCGCCGGCUGCUGCUCAGUGGGCCCCCACAGGUCGGGAAGACAGGGGCUUACCUACAGUUCCUAGGGAUUCUAUCACGGAUGCUAAUUCGCCUGAUGGAGGUUGAUGUCUACGAUGAAGAGGAGAUAAACUUAAGCAUGCAGAUGGACUCGGUGCAGUAUCACCAGAUGGACGCACUGUGGCCAAACACAGAGGUGUUCAGAACCAUGCCGUUUGACUACAUGGUCCAUGACCCCAAACACGAGGACAUCAGCCCUGUAUAUUCACCAGAGCUCACUCAGAGGCAGGAAGGAAGCUCCAGGCAGCGGGACGAUGUUUACCUGCGGCGACGCACCACCAGGAUAAAGCUCUCCAAAUACGCAGCAUACAACACCUACCACCACUGCGAGCAGUGCCACCAGUACAUGGGCUUCAACCCUAGAUACCAGCUGUACGAGUCCACGCUCCACGCCUUCACCUUCACCCACCUGCUGCUGGGCCGCGAGAUCCAGCUCUACUUCAUCAUCCCCAAGUCCAAGGAGCAGUACUUCUCCUUCAGCCAUCCCGGGGGUCAGCUGGAGAGCAUGCGGCUGCCCCUGUGCUCCGAGGGGAACCCUGACUGCAUCAAGAGCCCCAUCUUCACCCCGACGACAGGGCGUCACGAACACGGCCUGUUCAACCUCUACCACGCCAUGGACGGCGCCGCACACCUCCACAUAUUGGUUAUCAAGGAGUACGAGAUGGCCGUCUACAAGAAGUACUGGCCCAACCACAUCAUGCUGGUGCUGCCCACUAUCUUCAAUGGAGCCGGCAUAGGUGCGGCCCACUUCCUGAUCAAAGAGCUGUCCUACCACAACCUGGAGCUGGAGCGCAGCCGGCGGGUGGAGCAGGGCAGCCAGCCGCAGGACGUGUGGCCCUUCAUCAUCCUGGCCGAGGACUCCUGUGUCAUGUGGAACUCGGUGGACGUGGACACCCAGAGUGGUGGCACUGCGACGGUGGAGAGGAACGUGUCUCUGAAGCAGGUGCUUCAGCACAUGGAGUCGUCCCCGGACGUGACGCAGUACGGCCUGUGCGGGCUCAGGAAGUGGUCGAGCCGGGGUGGCCGGCGGGGCCAGAACUGGGAGCCCUUCUCCCGAGGACACCUGCAUGACUUCCUCCUGCUCAAUGUGGACCUCACCCAGAACGUCCAGUACAACCAGAACAGGUUCACAUGUGACGAUGUGGACUUCAACCUGCGGGUCCACAGCUCCGGGCUGCUCAUCUGCCGCUUCAACAACUUCAGCGUGAUGAAGAAGCAGAUCGCCAUCGGGGGACACCGCACCUUCAUCAUCAAGACCAAGGCGACGGACGUGCCCACCACAGUCCCGCCGUCCCAGUACGUCUGCGCCCCAGACAGCAAGCACCCCUUCCUGGCCGCGCCGGCGCAGCUGCUGCUGGAGAAGUACCUGCAGCACAGCAGCCAGCACCUGUUCCCCCUGGGCUCCCGCAACUUCAGCCACCCGGUGCUGUCCGUCGACUGCUACCUCAACCUGGGCCCGGAGGUGGUGGUGUGCUACGUCAGCUCCAGGCCUCACUCCAUCAACAUCAGCACGGCCGAGCUGCUCUUCAGUGGCCUCCUGCUCUACUUCUGCGACUCCUUCGUCACCGCCGGCUUCCUCAAGAAGUUCCACUUCCUCAAAGGUGCUACGCUGUGCGUGAUCUGCCCGGACCGAAGCUCGCUGCGCCAGACGGUGGUGCGGCUGGAGCUGGAGGACGAGUGGAGGCUCCGCCUCCGCGACGAGUUCCAGACCGCCAAUGCCAAGGAGGACCGGCCCCUCUUCUUCCUCACGGGCAAACACGUGUGA
Messenger RNA from Megalops cyprinoides (Indo-Pacific tarpon), 5514 nucleotides. RefSeq names its product protein GREB1-like. Gene Ontology annotation, biological process: multicellular organism development. Bases 1 to 5514 code for a protein of 1837 amino acids. The transcript has 31 exons. The record is from RefSeq and is a predicted model, not a curated record. NCBI's taxonomy places the organism in Eukaryota, Metazoa, Chordata, Actinopteri, Elopiformes, Megalopidae.